AUAUCGUAUUGCAUUUGGGUGGUUGUGAUGUGAUGCUUUUUAUCAGAAAUUGAUUGUUUCUUACAUUCAUUUUUAUAUCUUCAUUUCAAAUCAAAUUGUUUCAGUUUCUUGGACCCGCGGUUUUGUCAUUUUAUUGCUGUAGAUGUAUGAAGUGUCCCACACAUAGGCGAAAUAUUUUGAUCAUGUUCGAAUCUGUCCUCUGCAUUUCUACUUUUUGAGAAAAAAAUUUGAUAACUUUAUACUCUGUCUCUAUAUUCAGUUGAUUUGGCAUGGUGAUCAUCUUAUAAUUUCUAUAUUCUAUUUUAUCUCUAUAAUCUUUUAAACAUGGGAGUUGUAUCAAGUACACUGAAUACUUAUUGUCCAAAAGUAGUGCACAAUUUCUAUUCCACCCUCGCCAAGAAGAGGAAAAGGAGCUACGACUGUUACGAUGAUGAUGAAGUGGAUUUAGAAGACAUUUUGGACAAACCAAAAAGGACAAAGUUGACAAGUACAUCACAGUAUAUUUACAACACACUGUUCCUGGAAAGUCGGGACCAUGAUGUUGAGGUCGAGAUGCUUGGCAAAGUAUGGAAGCUUCACAAAGUCUACCUGUUGCAAAGUCCAUAUUUUGCAAGUAUGUUCUCCGGAUCGUGGAAUGAAUCUGGGAAAUCACAGAUCAAAAUUGACUUGACUGAUCAAAAUAUCACCGAAGACGCCUUAGAAAUCGUGUUAGGGUCCUUAUACCAAGACAGAGUAACAUUGAAGCCACGCAGAUGUGAAGAGAUAUUGGCAACUGCAGUUAUGUUUCAACUGGAUGAACUCAUCAACAAAGUUUCUCGAUUGAUGAUCACGAACACAAAUGCAUUGACUGUUCUAUCAUAUUAUGAAGUUGCAUGCAUGUAUGGCAUACAAGACUUGAAAGAUGCAGCUUUUAGCUGGCUCUUGUUAAACCUCAUCACUUACUACUCAUGUAACUUCGACAGAUUACAAAAAAUAAGCUUGGAACUCAUGAUAUCACUUUUGACGCAUGACGAUUUGUGUGUGGUCCAAACAGAAUUUUCACUUUAUCUACUUCUACGAUCCUGGUUGUUCAUGCAGAUAGAGAAAGACUUAGAAUUUCAAGCCAACAGUUUUGAUGAAAAUGCAACUGUCCAUAAUUUUUUUAGAACACUUCCUAAGGACGGUGUCGCCUAUCUUGACACUGCAGAGGGCAAGCAGUACGUAGAACUAUUCAGGAGCAUUCAUUUGAGAGACAUAGUUCUUCAUUAUGAGGAUAUUGAAAUUUUGAAGGAAGAUAACAUUUUACCAAAGUCGUGGUUCAGUUCAUAUUUUGAGGAACACUGGAAGGACCUCCUCAAAGUGAAUCAAAUUGUUGCCCGAGUACCGAGAGCCCCAGACGUUCCUGAAGAGGAGUUUAACACAACUUGCUUACGCUAUGGUCGAGUCUUCACUUACACAAAGUGUUGUUCUUGGAAGUGGAAUAACUUUGACCAUGGUCUUCAUUUACUGUGGACAGUCAGUCAAGAUGGCAUCGCAGUUGGGCGAAGCUAUGCUUUCGAUAACUACAUGCCAUACAGAACUGGUUACCUAAACACGUUCCUGUUUUAUAAGGUGUCAGCGUAUAUUGUUAACCAGCAUCGUCAGCUGGUGAGACAGGUGUCCUCUGGGUAUGAGAAAAUCAAUCUCUAUUCGCAUAUGAAGCUUCUGGAAUUUCCUAAAGCGUUCCUCAAACUGAACUCCACACUAGUCAUAAGUGUCAAAGUGCUCAUCAAACCUAGCGAACCAAACAACUAACACAAUGUUCCCUUAAAUUAAGGCAUUUACAAGCCCCAGAUCAGCCACCAUUACAGUGGUGUAUUUCACCAAUGAGGCGAGUCGUGUCAUGGCUAACUUCAAGUAUUAAGAGUGUUUUCUUUUGCUGUGAUCGUAAGAGGACAUCCCUUGACUAACAUUUUUUUCUCAUUUUAUUCAUUCAUGUUGCUUUCAUGUGAUAUUAGAAGGGUUGAAAUAUUACAUUGGUGGAAUUUUUGUGAAACAUUUCUGGAAAUGUAUGAAAUACAAUGAAAAAGAUGUACUUUUUGGAUUGCAGAUUGUGUCCCAGUUCUAAAAAUAUUCGGAAGUCUGCUAGAAUUGCUCUGUAACUUAUUUUUCGUUUUUUAAUGUUUCACACUUUAAGGGAAAUGAAAUGCCAAGAAGUAAGGUGUUUCUAAAUCAAGUUGCGCACCCAACUCCUGAGAUGGAUACUUCCCAUUUUUCAAAAGUCUCACAGUCACAUGAAAUUUCAUACAAUGUUUCACAAAAGUUUUCAAUUCACAUUUCUGUCUUCUAUUUCAUGCCAUUUAAUAUUUAUGCCCAAUCAGCCACUUCAUCACUCCGUUACUGUAUUAGCCUCUCAAAUAAGUUCUUGUGUAAUUCAAAGUCCUGAAGUAAUUCUUCCUGAGGUCUGCAUGUGGUUAAAAAAGCCUUCAGUGCAUCAAUAGGUGGUAUGAAACAUCUGCAAAGCAAUCAUUAUGCAGAUUCUGAAUAGUAGUAACCUAUCUAGUAUUGGAGGUCACACCUAGAUGUAAAGGUACUCUACUUUUACGCAAUGAAUGUAAAUUAAUGGGUGCAUCAAGCGCCCAUACCAAGAAGAAGUGAAAUUUUCCACCAAAAAAAAAAUCUAUUUUGAACAGUCGUAACAGCAAUUUUAGCUUUUUACAACAGUAGUAAGGGUAUGUUCUGAUUUUCAUUGGAACUUUGUAUACAUUUGUUGUUUUGGGAAAAAAAUGGACCUUCCAUGCUUGGACAGGGCUUCUAUCAGAAUAUUUUUUAUCUAUAAUUUCGCCAAUUUCUGAAAGUUAUUUCUGUUGAGGUGAAUUUUUUAUCCUCCUAUCAGCCAUUUGAUACAGCCGAGCAAUAGGAAUCUCUCUAUACAAGUAUAUUUAUCAAUAUUGAACAUCCAACAUGUUAGAAGUUUUCUAUUAUUAUAAAAUUACUCGUAAGUUUAGAAAAAACUAUAACUCAGUUAAUUGAAAUUUACCAAGGUUUAUUAGCGGGUCAACCUAAGUUUUUUUUUUAUUUUUGCAGUACUGCAGGUUAUAAAAUUGAUUUAAAGUAAGCAGAUGUUUCUUUAAAUAGAAAGAGAGUUCAGAUUUUAGUCAGAAAAUCUUUUGAAUUAAUUGAAAAUUCCAAAAGUAGAAGUUUUUUGUAUCCCCAAAAAUUAUUCCAGGAUAUUUUUAAUUUAUUUAAUGAUUGGCAUGUAGACAUAUUUGUUUAAUUAAUAUGAAUUACAGUUACAAACAUUUGAUUUGAAUAUUGUGAGAGGAAAUAUCAAGCCGGCUAAAAGGGUUUUUUAUCUCAAUCUGCUGUUCGCCAAUAACAGUCUCGUUCAGAUUGCCAAUGGCUGAAAGUCAUGCAGAAGGGCUCUGAUUUACUUAUUUUCAUCAUUAUAGGUUAUGCUUAUUUGAUUUGCGGACAGCUGCAACCAGCAAUAUUUGGGCUUAAGGGAGUUUUCUGUAAACUUCCUCUACUUUUGUGGACUCCAAAACUAGGUUGAGGGUGAGAGAGCACAAAAUCUUAAGGGUACUGCCUUUGAAACAAGGUUGUCUUUCCUUUGUCUUCCUUUUGAUUUUUCAAAUAAAUCUUUGUUGUUUCUGUCUACCUUCAUUUCCAAAGAAAAAAAAAAGAAAUAUGUUCCCCAAACGGAAUACCAAGAGAAGUCGAUUUGUAAAUUAUUCAAGUGAUGUUUGAUUGAAUUAUGUUGUGUCUUUCAGAUUCCUCUUCCUUUAGUUUUUGUUUGAGUUUUCAGUUUGAUUUUUAUCUGUAUGAAAAAACCCCCGUCAUGUUGAUUAGCUCUUGACUUCAGAGAAAAAAUUGUGACACGUUUUUUUUUCCUAGAAACGAGUGACUUUAGACUGGAUAAACGUGGGAAACUUUGUUAUUAAUUUUUUAGUCCUCUUAAAUGAAUGUAUUUUUUCAAUAUUUUUUCGAAAGAGUUUGUGUUGGAUGCCUCAGCCAAAAUACACAGGGUGUCCCAAAAACCUUGGGCCUCUACCUACGAAGACAAAGCCUUGAUGACCUUUUCAGCGUCUGUUCACAGCCGAGAGAGAGACUUGGUGACAAGACUUUCAGGACACCCUAAGCAUAUCUAAGAGUGGAAGUCUUCACCCACUUCCGAGAGCUGCUAGGAAAAAAGUUUGUGUCAUAAUUUGCCAGUGGUUUACGCUUGUAUGACUCAAAAUGAGUAGACUAAAAGCUCAAAUCCUGUUCUUCUAUUUCUUUGUUUAUUUUCGCAUUUAUAUUUACUUAAUAUUUUCUGUUUGCGUAUUUUCAACAAAUGUGUGCCUGUUAUUCUUAUGUUGGACAUAGUCUGAACCAAACUCAAAAUUCGGGAAAAAUUGUGUGCAAUAGUUGAAAAUCAGACUUAGGAGAUCAGAGCCGAUUAAAUUGUUUCUUCAAUUUCAGUAAAAAAUACUCAAUUGAAAUAUGGGUUAAAAUCUGAAGGACUUUCGGCCCCUAUUUGAUCUCCUCUUUUCAAUCAAUGUACAAUGCAUUUGGUUAUGCUCAUACGAAUGGUUUGAGCACAGGAAUCUUGGAGACCAUUAGUUUCUUGACUUUCGUAUUUUCUAAAAAAUCAGAAAAUUUUCUCAUUCAGAUAAAAAAUUGUGUUUUGCAAAAACUUUUCCUCCAAGGGAUCUCCCAUUUGGUGCACCACCAAUUGAACCAGCUAGGAGAGUAACUGCGGACGCAUUUUAAGUCUAGUGUUAUUGUAGUCUCGGGUCUUUGCGAUUUUUCUUCUAUAUAAGAGAGUGUCUGUUUUAUCAGAAAAUACAUGCACAUUAGCCAAGAAACUAACUGCCUGUAUUUUUUAAUUUAUUGUCCAUUCUCAAAAUAACAUUAUACUUACGACACCUUGGUGUUUCCAUUAUUUCCUUGAUAUUGUUUAGAUAAAUAAUAAACAAAAUAGAUUUGUUUCCAUUUUGUUAGUUUAAGAGGUCUUCCAAACUACACAUUGUUAUCAUUGCAAAGUGCCAUAAAGGAAUGAGAUAUCUUCGUCUUAUGAACACAAUAUUUUCAAAUAUUUAUAAUUUUCUGUCAAACUUUAUGCUCUAGCAGAGGUAAUGCUGCAUUAUAUAUUAUCAUAUUUUCAUUCGCUCCUUCUCUUCCUUUAAACGGCUCCAUAAUUUUUCCUCGUAUUAGGAAGUAAUCUAAAUGUUAUUCAAACUAUUUAUGUGUAAUUAUUUCAUCGUAAAUUUACUUUAAUGUCUGAACGUUGUAUUAUUUUUCCAACUCUCAAUUUUUUAUCACUCUAUAGUAGGUUUGCACCUUUAUAUUAUUAUCUUUCUGUAAGUAGCUAUUCAUAAUCUAGAGUUUAAAUUUGUUAUUUUUGAAUUUAAUUUUUAUUGAAAUGUAUAUGAUGCAUUGUUAUAACUUUGAAUCGAGGCGUUGAUACUUUCCCUCUUUGAAUAAAGCGGACUUCAUUGAAAAAAA
This is a messenger RNA of Bemisia tabaci, 5448 nucleotides long. RefSeq names its product germ cell-less (gene gcl). Lineage: Eukaryota; Metazoa; Arthropoda; Insecta; Hemiptera; Aleyrodidae. Gene Ontology annotation, molecular function: protein binding. Gene Ontology annotation, biological process: germ cell development. The record is from RefSeq and is a predicted model, not a curated record.